Messenger RNA from Beauveria bassiana ARSEF 2860, 2253 nucleotides. RefSeq names its product arginine rich protein. The transcript has a single exon. NCBI's taxonomy places the organism in Eukaryota, Fungi, Ascomycota, Sordariomycetes, Hypocreales, Cordycipitaceae. The coding region runs from base 1 to 2253 and encodes 750 amino acids. The record is from RefSeq and is a predicted model, not a curated record.
AUGGCAUCGAUGGACAAGGCGCCAAACACCAAGGCCAGUGCAGGCGCCGCGCCACGCAAAUACAAGGCAUCCGACCUCCCCUUGCCCUCAGCGACACGUGCUGCCAUAGAGUCGCUCGCGCACGCAUUCAAAAAGGAGGGCGCGUACGACGACAUUCGCAAGCACGUAUGGGAAAAGUUUGAAGCGAGCGAUUACGAGGCGCAAGUUACCAAGGCGAUACUCGAAGUCGCCGAAAAAGAAGUCGAGCGAAACCCACAGCAGCUGCUUACCCUCGACCGACGCAAAGCGGCUGCCCUCAUCGAUGGCGCGCUCGAGCGCUCCGGCGUUUAUCAAAAGGCCGAAGAGGUGCUCGGCAAGCUGAUCGACGUCGGUACAAUCGAGGAGCGCAUUCGCGAGAUCCGCCGCGCCGAGCUUGGGCCCGAGGCCGCCGAGGCCGAAAGGGUCCGCGGCGCCAAGACCGAUGAAGACUAUGCCGCCGAUACAGCGGCUCGACGAGCGGAACGUGCCCGCAUCAGAGACGAGCUACGGCAGAAGGAGGAGGCGAUUGCGGAGGAGAAGCGCCGCAUAAAAAGAGAGGAGGAGAAGAGGGAGGAAAAGGAGCGCGAGCUGGCAGAGAUUAAACGACAAGUCGAGCGUGACGAGCGCAGACGCAAGCGCGAACUAGAACGCGAGGAACGGGAACGACUUCGAGAUCUGGAACGCGAUAAACGCCACAAAGAACGCGAGCGCAGAGACAAAGAGCGCGAAUUGGAGCACAAAGAUAGGGACAGAGACGACGACCGCGAUCGAAGUCGUGACCGCGAUCGCGAUCGAGACCGAGACCGAGACCGAGAUCGCGAUAGGGAUAGAGAUCGGGACCGAGAUAGGGACAGGGAUCGCCGCCGUGAUACAGAUAGCCGCCCCAAGGAGAAGGAGCCCAAGGAACUAUCCAAAGAAGAGCUCGAGCGGCUUGAACAAGAAGCUUUGGACGAUUUGAUCCGCGAGAGUCGCUCCACGCGCAGCCGGCCCGAGGUGGAAAUUGACUCGGCAUUGGCGCCUCCGCCUCGCAAAACCGCACCAGCCUCUGCCAUCGACCCUAUUCGACGCGAAUCCGGCCGUGGAUCCGUUAGAGGCGAUUCCCGGACCCGCCGCGACAGAGGGGACUCGUCCGCGCCGCGCGAUGAGCGACGCGUCAGUCGCAGUGCCUCGCGCGCGCUCGACAAGGACACCGACCGAAGACGAGACAGGAGCAGAGACAGAAGCCGCCGUGAUCGCCGCUCCAACUCGCCCCGCCGAGACCGCAGCCGCUCGAAGACGCGCCGAGAAAGAUCCCGAUCGCGGCCCAGGGGCGGCGACAGAGACCGCAGCCGCUCGCGUGCAAGGAUUCCGGAUAGAAGCAGCUCACGCCGCAGAGUCCGCAGCAGAUCGCGUGCCAGGACGCCGCCGCCGCGCCGCCGGGAGCGUACCCGCUCACGCGACAGACGAGACGACCGCAGUGUUCGCCGGGACCGGUCCUACUCGCGCAGUCGGCGAGACGACAGCCGCUCGAGGCGGCACAGAGAUCGCAGCAGGAAUCGCAGCCGGUCGCGAGACAAGCCUACGGGGGAUCGCUACGACCACUACGACCCUCGAGCGGCCGCUGCGCGCUCGCCAGUCCGCUGCCGAAGCAGAAGUCGUGAUCGCGACCGUGAUCGCGACCGCAGAGACGACAGGGACAGGGACCGCGACCGAGGCCGGGAUCAUGACCGCCGCAGCCGUUCCCGUUCGACGCAUCUGCGCACCGCCUCGGCCACGCGAGAGGAGCUCGAGGAGCGCAAGCUCGAAGAGGUCAAGAAGCGCGAGAAGGAGGCCAAGGCGUACCUGGCAGCGCAAAAGGACGCGAGGGCCAAGGGACUGCCCGUGCCCGGCGUCGAUGACAGGAGGCGGGAUGAGCGUAGGUCGCGCAGUCGCAGCACCGAGAGAGGCAGCUUUCGCGACCGCGACAGAGAUCGAGACAGGGACAGGGACAGGGACAGGGACAGGGACAGAGACAGAGACAGAGACAGAGACAGGGACAGGGAUAGGGAUAGGGAUAGGGACAGGGACCGGGAUAGGGACCGUGACAGAGGUCGUGACAGAAAUCGUGACCGAGAUCGGGAUAAAGAUCGUGAUCAGGAUAGAGAUCGCGACAGGGACAGAGAUAGGGACCGUCGUGAUAGACGAGAGCGUAGCACGUCUCGCCGUCGCGAUCGACGGGACCGCAGCAGAAGCAGGCGGCGAAGCCGCAGCCCAUAG